AUGGGAAUUAAGCCUAACAGAGAUUUAAUUGAGGCUCUAGUAGGUUUUUGGGACCCCGCGAACAAUGUCUUCAGGUUCAAAGAUUGUGAAAUGACACCCACAUUGGAAGAAUUAGGUGGGUUCACCGGAUUGGGGAGAGACCUUCGUGGGAAAAGGCCUGCUGCUCCGAGAAAAGUUGGUGUGAACAACUUUUUAAAGAAGUUAUGCCAUCGAAUUCCAAUGGUUUGCUUAAACGAAGGUUGGGUUCCAUCGGAAUAUUUUUAUAACAGAUUUUGGGAUGAGAAAGGGUUUGAGAACUUCUCGGGCACAAAAUUUGUCAACCAGUUGAGUUACGACGCUUGGAGGGAGUUGAGAAUCUUCGCGUUCAUGAUAUCAUUUCUAGGGAUCAUGGUCUUUCCGGAGCGUGGUGGGCGCAUCAGAAUUCGAUUGGUUGCGGUAGAGGAUCAUACCAUUCUUCCCAUGAUUUUGGGAGAUAUUUUUCGAGCUUUGACCCAUUGUCAAGAAGGUGAAGAUUACUUUGAGGGAUGCAACAUUCUGCUGCAGAUGUGGUUCAUAAAGCACCUUUAUCAUCAUCCAAUAGUAGUAAAUUUCAAUGAUGAUUGGCUGAAUUACAUUGGAUGUCACCCAGACAGAGCUGCGAGUUGUAAUCUUCCAGAGGGGGUGAGGGCUUGGCGGACAUUAUUUGGUUCAUUGAGUGCUGAUAAAAUCACUUGGAACUAUUAUUGGUUCCCUUCUUCUAGGGUCAUGCAUAUGUCGACAUAUCGCCCAUUCUUCAUACUCAUGGGUUUUAGGGGUUUCCAACCCUACGCACCUUUAAGCGUCAUACGCCAGUUAGGGAGAGGGCAAAAGAGGCCCCCGAUUGAGGACAUGCGCCCGUUCAUGUGGGAAUUCAAGGGAGAGGAACCUCCAAGGGAGUCAUAUGCACAGAAGAUUUGGUUUGGUAGUCGAUUUUCCGAUUUAGACGAGAUGGUAGCUGAUCAUGAACGUGGGGAGGUAAGCCUCGCAUACCUUGAGUGGUUUCACAACCAGGCUAUCCCCGAGCAAAGGACAGAGAGAUCCAUACGGUACGCAAAUGAUUGGGAGAGAGAGAUCGAGGUCAGAGUUAGAGAAACCAGAAGGGAAGUGAUGCAAGAGUUCCAAUCUCGUAUUGACACUUUACAAGAAGAUAAGGGCAUUCUGGAGACAGCCAUUGACGUACAACAAGCUGAUUUUGAGCGGGAAACGGCUCAGUGGGCACGAGAGAAGCAAGCACUCAAAGCCCAAAUUUGA
Molecule: messenger RNA, 1269 nt
Organism: Nicotiana tabacum (common tobacco)
Lineage: Eukaryota; Viridiplantae; Streptophyta; Magnoliopsida; Solanales; Solanaceae
Source: RefSeq, a predicted model, not a curated record